This is a messenger RNA of Micromonas pusilla CCMP1545, 1806 nucleotides long. RefSeq lists its product as uncharacterized. The record is from RefSeq and is a predicted model, not a curated record. Gene Ontology annotation, biological process: L-arginine catabolic process; spermidine biosynthetic process. The annotation marks the transcript as partial. NCBI's taxonomy places the organism in Eukaryota, Viridiplantae, Chlorophyta, Mamiellophyceae, Mamiellales, Mamiellaceae. The transcript is spliced from 4 exons. Gene Ontology annotation, molecular function: arginine decarboxylase activity.
UGGUCCGUUAAAAAUAGUGAAGCUCUCUACAACUUUGAAGGCUGGGGCGCCCCAUAUUUUUUGUUGGGUGAAGAGUGCGAUGGUCGUGUCGUGGUGCGGCCCGCGGGAGUCUGCGAAGCUGAAAUCGAUCAAGUGGAAGUCGACCUCUACGCGGCUGCGACUGCAGUACGCGAACGACUGGGAAGUAGUGGCCCCUUGCUGUUUCGUUUUCCAGAUAUUGCGUGUAGUCAGUCUGCCAAGCUCCAUUCUGCAUUUCAAAGCGCUGCGCUAACUUGGGGCUUGAACUCAUUGCAUCGUGGAGUAUUACCUGUAAAAUGUUGUCACGAUGCAUCCUUGCUGCUUUCUCUAGUUUUGGCUGGUGCUCGCGAAGGUUUCGGGCUUGAAGCUGGGAGUAAGGCUGAGCUUAUCUUAUCGUCCGACUACUCCUUACCAACUCCUUUCCUUAUAUGCAACGGCUACAAAGACGGCGACUAUGUUGGCCUUGCUGUGCAGUCCGCCGCUCUGAGAGUAAACACAUUCAUCGUGAUAGAGAAACCGUCUGAUCUGCAGUAUUAUAUCACAGCUGUGGGAGAUCUCCCGCGAAGUGCACACCGACCGUUUUUAGGGAUUCGCGUGCGUCUCACCACUGGCCACAGUGGUCACUGGGGACCAACGUCAGGUGACAACGCAAAGUUUGGACUUUGUGCGAAAGAGAUGAUUUGGUUGGUCGCGAGUCUGGCUGACGAAAGUAUGCUUGACUGUCUUCGACUGCUUCACUUUCAUGUCGGCAGCCAAGUGUCGAACAUUGCAACGUUCAAGGAAGCUAUGCGUGAAUCUACUCAAAUGUAUGCAGAACUAGUCCGCUUAGGUGCUCCAAUGGGUUUUGUUGAUGUUGGCGGAGGUCUUGGUGUCGAGUAUCAUGGCAGUCAAGGUUGGGGAGGGCAAAGGAGUACUAAUUACGAUAUGCAGAAUUAUGCAAAUGAUGUAGUCGCCGCUUUGCAAGAUACCAUUAUGCGCACCGGGAUAAAACCUCCGGUUCUUGUAACUGAGUCAGGUCGUGCAAUAGUUUCUGCUGCAGACGUUUUAAUUUUUGAAGUAGUGUCCACCGAACCGAGAGGAGCAAUGCCGAGCUUCGAUGAUGACUCUUUCUUGCUGCAAAACUUUCAAAGCAUCCUUGGUAGUAUGACGAUAAUAAAUCAGUCAGGCCAGCAAAAUAUUUCAAAGAUACAAGAAUCUCUUAAUGAUGCAAUACAGUUCAGACAAGAAGCUGAUAGACUUUUUAAGCUAGGAAUAAUGAGCUUGGAGGGCAGAGCUGAGGCUGAAGAAUUAUUUUCGUCUAUCCGGUCACUUGCUCUAGAUUUCGCAAGAACCAUACCGGACACAAACAUUUUCCCAACUGAGGUGUCGCUGUUUGCAGUAGAACCUUUGACAUGGUGUCAUGCCAAUCUAAGUGUUUUUCGCUCGCUACCAGACGCAUGGGCUAUACGACAGCUGUUUCCUGUAGCUCCACUUCACCGUCUAUCUGAGGAACCUUCAAUUAUUGUUUCGAUUGCUGACCUUACGUGUGACAGCGAUGGCCGCAUCGACCAAUUCAUCGGAUCUUCAGGUUCGAAUGCAAACGCUGGUGGUUCCCUCUUGCCAUUGCAUCCUUUGCGAGUUAAUGAAACAUAUCUGGUGGCUGCGUUCCUCGUUGGGGCAUAUCAAGAUUCUUUAGGUUCUCGAGGCCACAACUUGUUUGGAUCUCCACCCGUUGCGAACUUGUUUCUCAGCGGCAGCCCGUUUCAUUGCAUUGCACAAGCCAGAAGGAAAACUCGUGGGGCUGAUGUC